UUGACCAUUCGCUCUGAAAAUCUCUCCCAGUUUGCUCCAAUUGAGCAGCUGAUCUACGAGCUUCCCCAAUCGUAGAAGCGCUUGAAGCCACAACGGUUGCGAUCAAUAGAGGGGGGCGGUUCCUCCGUUCAAAUUCGCCUACACCUAAUUCCCUGUGGCUGUGAGCACUCUCGUCCAGCCCAUGGAUAGGUUCUUCGAGGGUGUUGCUGUCAUCCAGAAUUUCGCGAAGUAGACGUGAAUUCUCAUGAGGCUGUUCUAUUGUUGCUUUGCAUCGAUCGGGUGAGUAUAGAUAGGAAGUCAGCACAACAGGGCCUGACGACUGCGUUUCCACCAUGAUCCUCAGAGGCGAACCAAGGCCAAGCCGUAAGGCGGUGUCGUGUACAUUGAUCGCUGUGGUAGUGAGAGAUGAAAGGGACUGGAACUGUCUUCGUGGCUGAGAAGUGGUACUGCAGGUUGACGAGAACUGAGAGGAAGAGAGAACGGGAUUCAAGCCCCGAUCAGCAACAUGGAGACCGAACGAGUCGACCUGAGGUGGAACCUUCGCCAUAACGACUGUCGUAACUUGUGGUGCAGUUUGAGCCGGAACAAUGCCGAGGGAUUUGAUGUUUGAUUUGAGCCGAAAUGAAUUGGGAUGGAUUUUGCGACAGAAAGAGAGAGCGAGGAAAGCGAGGAGAGCCAGACCUAGCGUAACAGAACAGAAGAAAAUAGGGCUGGAUUGGAUGCUUAUAGCUCGUAUGGGGAUAGGGAUGGGGAUGAGAGGAGAUGAGGAUUAGUUGGGUUCCUUCGCUUAAUUUAGUGCCGGGAACUAAAGUAGCGUCAAGCAUGGACUUCAUACCUACUGUAGCGAGCCUAGGUAGUGAUGCUUCCAUUGGUCUGGGUCGCUGGGGUAAUACGGAGUAAGAGGCACAUCGCUUUCAGCGCACCCGCCACCUUAUCUGUCAACAUAGUCUAUUCCGAAAACUUGCACCCUCCUCAGCACAGUCCCACAAGCUACUGCCGCUCACAAGAGCAAUCAUGGCGGAUGAAGAUAAAGCAAAGGCUGAAAAGCUCGCAGCUGCGAAGAAGCGGGUAUGCAUCUCUCGUCUUGGUGGUACUCGGACGCUGGCCUGCUAACCCAUGGUCUCUGUAGGUGGAGCAAAUGAAGAAGCAAAAGCAGAAGAAAGCAGGUGCAAAGAAGGAUGACAAGCUGGAAGCUGCCCCAGAACCUUCCAAGCCAGAUGACAAUCCAAAUACAUCAACGAAGACGAGUCCCGGGCCCACCAAUGGAGAUGACAAUAUAGAAACGUCGCGUGAUGGGCUUAAGGACCAAGAGGAGUUGGUUGCCGAACCCAAUUCAGAAACGCCCCGCCAGCAACCAUCCUUAUCCCUCCAAUCGAAGAUGCGAUCAUCCUCUUUCAGAUAUUCAUCUGGCGGACCACUAUCCCCCAGCUACGGGUUUUCUCCUGAAGGCGACACAGCCCCAGAUAUCCAUCGGAAGCAGGCGGUGCGUAUUGAGGAGCUGGAGAAGGAAAAUAAACGCCUAGCAAAGGAGGCAAGUGAUGGAGAAAGACGCUGGAAAAAAGCCGAAGAGGAGCUUGAAGAUCUUCGCGAGGCGGAUGAUGAAUCUACAAAGGGAAACAAAAAUCUCACUUCGAAUCCUGCGUCAUCAUCCGAGCUGGAGAGAUUGAAAGCCGAAGUAGUUACUCUCCAACGACAGAAUACACAGCUUCAAGCACAUUCAUCCCGUGUUUCUCGACAUGGCUCAUCUCCUUCGGUCUCGGUAUCAGUUCCAGAGGACUAUGAAGCAGCUCUGUCAUCUAAAUCUUCAGUCAUCGAAUCUAUGGAAAUUGAGAUUUCUAGUCUUCGAGCGCAGCUCGAACGGAUGGCAUCUGGUUCUUCAGAGAAAGAGCAAGUCACAGCGCUCGAGUCAAAGCUUUUGAGGAGCGAAAAAUUAGCUGAGACAGCUCAGCGCGAGCUCGCCGACCUGAAGAAGAACCUCGAACGUACAACAGAAAAGGCAGUAAAGGAGGGAAGUGAGCGUAUAUCAGCCGAGACCAAACUUAGAACACUGGAACGUGAAGCCACAGAAUCAAAGGCACAUAGCAAAGAGCUGCAAAAAAAGAUCGAUGCACUUGAAAAGAAGGUCUCGACUCUGGUUACUUUACGUAAGGAACACGAUGCCCGAUCCCAGACUCAGAAGAAAGAACGAGAGAAAAUCGAGCAAGAGGCUUCUGAACUACGUGUCCGAAUUGCCGGUAUCGAGAACGAGAACCUACGAUUGAGAGAGGAACGAGAACGCGCACGGAAGCGGGAUGCGCAGGGUAUUGACGAUGAUGGGGUUGAUGAGCUAGAGAACGAGGAGCGACAGCGUCUCGAGGAGAAGGUCAGAGACCUUGAAGGAGAAGUCCAUGAACUUCGCAGAGGGGCAUGGCGCGAGCGAAGGAAGGAGCUAGUUGGAGAAGAAUCAUCUGGUGUCACAAGUCCAGGUACCAGAUUUACAGAUGUGGACCUCCAUGGCGGAAUGUCACCAAGCAGACGGAGGAGUAUCGCACCUAGCGGGAAGAGUGGCUUGGGCGACUUUUGGACCAGUGGGCUCAAUGCAAUCACGGGCGCAAAUGCCUCUUCAGGCGAUGGAGCAUUGCUAGAAGAUGAUGAGGAUCUAGAGUUCGACGAGGAUGCGUUUAGACUUGCUCAGGAAGCAGAAGCCGCGAAGCGGAUCGAACGAGUGAAGGAGAUCAAACGUGGGCUCAAGAAGUGGGAAGGUUGGAGAUUGGAUUUAGUUGAGAAUCGAAUUGGAGGCGUCGACGGCGUUGGUGAAAUUUUCGAAGUUUAG
Molecule: messenger RNA, 2812 nt
Organism: Cadophora gregata
Lineage: Eukaryota; Fungi; Ascomycota; Leotiomycetes; Helotiales; Ploettnerulaceae
Exons: 3
Coding region: 1139-2812 (557 amino acids)
Cellular component (GO): nucleus; HULC complex
Molecular function (GO): ubiquitin protein ligase activity
Source: RefSeq, a predicted model, not a curated record